Molecule: messenger RNA, 1993 nt
Organism: Humulus lupulus (European hop)
Lineage: Eukaryota; Viridiplantae; Streptophyta; Magnoliopsida; Rosales; Cannabaceae
Product: glucose-1-phosphate adenylyltransferase large subunit 1, chloroplastic
Exons: 15
Coding region: 114-1688 (524 amino acids)
Biological process (GO): glycogen biosynthetic process
Molecular function (GO): glucose-1-phosphate adenylyltransferase activity
Source: RefSeq, a predicted model, not a curated record
CUUAAAACUAUAUACAUUAUAACAAAGUUUCUUCAAUAUUAUCUUUUUGUUAUAUUACCAUUUUCUCCUUGGGAGAUUUUCCCCCAAGAAACGAUAACAAUAAUAAAAUAAAUAUGGUAGUCUCAGCUGAUUGCCGGAUUUCCCUCUCGGCUGCCGGCCAGCUACAUGGCGUGUCGGGAUUGGCUGGGAGGAAUUGGAAGCUUGUCAAGUUUUGCAAUGGAGAAGUAAUGGGAAACAAGUUGAAGCAGACUCAGCUUCAGCAGUCUAUUGUUAGAGUUGUUACUAAUAAGAAUGUUAGGCAACGUGUGUGCAUGUCUCUCACUGCUGAUGUACCAAGCCAGGCCAAGUUAAGGGACUUAGAUAUGGAAAAAAGAGACCCUCGAACAGUUGUGGCAGUCAUACUAGGAGGAGGAGCCGGUACUCGGCUUUUCCCCCUCACAAAACGUCGCGCCAAGCCCGCGGUUCCCAUUGGAGGAUCAUACAGACUGAUUGAUGUCCCAAUGAGCAACUGCAUUAACAGUGGAAUCAACAAAGUUUAUAUCCUUACUCAGUUCAACUCAGCUUCACUCAACAGGCAUCUCACCCGAGCUUACAACUUUGGCAAUGGAAGCUUUGGAGAUGGCUAUGUUGAGGCUCUAGCAGCAACUCAAACUCCAGGAGAGGCAGGGAAAAAGUGGUUCCAAGGUACUGCGGAUGCAGUAAGGCAGUUCCAUUGGCUGUUUGAGGAUGCUAGAAGUAAGGAUAUUGAGGAUGUUCUAAUUCUAUCAGGAGAUCAUCUAUACAGAAUGGACUACAUGGACUUUGUUCAAAAUCAUAGGCAGAGUGGAGCAGAUAUUACUCUUUCUUGUCUUCCAAUGGAUGAUAGCCGAGCCUCAGAUUUUGGCCUGAUGAAGAUAGACAAUAAAGGAAGAGUCCUCUCAUUUAGUGAAAAGCCUAAAGGAGUAGAGCUGAAAAGAAUGCAAGUAGAUACAACAGUUUUGGGACUUUCAAAGGAAGAGGCUGAAAAGAAGCCAUAUAUUGCCUCCAUGGGAGUAUAUGUGUUCAAGAAGGAGAUACUUCUGAACCUUCUUAGAUGGCGUUUUCCAACUGCAAAUGAUUUUGGAUCAGAGAUAAUCCCUGCCUCAGCCAAAGAAUUCUUCAUUAAGGCUUAUUUGUUCAAUGAUUAUUGGGAAGAUAUAGGAACAAUCAGAUCCUUCUUUGAGGCAAACCUUGCUCUCACCGAGCAUCCACCAAGGUUUAGUUUCUAUAAUGCAACAAAGCCAAUGUACACUUCAAGAAGAAACUUGCCACCAUCAAAAAUUGACAGGUGCAAGAUUGUUGAUUCAAUCAUAUCUCAUGGAAGUUUCUUAACUAAUAGUGUCAUAGAGCAUAGUGUUGUUGGUAUCAGAUCCCGGAUCAAUUCUAAUGUUCACUUAAAGGAUACGGUGAUGCUUGGAGCUGAUUUUUAUGAAACAGAAGCUGAGGUGGCUUCAUUGUUUGCUGAGGGAGGGGCUCCUAUUGGAAUAGGAGAAAACACAAAAAUAAAAGAAUGCAUCAUUGACAAAAAUGCAAGAAUUGGAAAGAAUGUGAUCAUUGCUAACUCAGAGAGGGUCCAAGAAGCUGAUAGAUCAUCAGAAGGGUUUUACAUCCGUUCAGGUGUAACAGUCAUACUGAAAAAUUCAGUAAUCAAAGAUGGAUCAGUGAUCUAAAUUUUAAUACAAUUCUUCCAUCCUAUACCCUUUUUUUCCUUUCUUUUUGGGCAAUAUUAGGAUUGGAAAUGAGAGAAAUAAGAAAUAGGAGCUACUAUGUUCUGUAAAUCAAGGCAUCCCUAAGUUCUUUACAAUGUGGAUUGGAAGUGCAACAUGCUUAUUGUUUUGUAAAAUACUGCAAAAAUGUGUAACUUCCAAGCCACUUUAAGUGAAAAUAGAAAUGCAUUUCUAUUUCAAAAUAAUCAACCACUCUAGGAGGAAUGCCAUAUUUUAUUUUAAAUAAAAAACCCCUCAAUUUCACUCUU